AUGGUUUUCAAUCCCCUGGUUGUUAUUCUCAAAGAAAACAAACUGGUUGAACCUAAUUAUAUUGACUGGAAAAGGAACUUGAAUAUUAUACUGACUGUAGAGGAGUACAAGUAUGUGCUCGUAGAGGUAUGUCCACAGAAACCCAGUGAAAGGGCAACCGAUGAGGAAACCCAAGCUUACCGGAAGUGGAUUAAAGCCGAUGAGAUGGUGCGGUGUUACAUUUUGGCAUCUAUGUCGAAUGUUCUGCAACAUCAGCAUCAGUUUAUGCCUUCUUCCGAUGACAUAAUGCAGAACCUCAAAGAAAUGUUUGGGGAUCAAAAUCGUGUUGCUAGGCAGACUGAAGGAACUUAUGAAUACUAUUAUGGCAAAAGGGACCUAGUAAGGGAUCAUGUUCCUGAAGAUGAUUAG
Molecule: messenger RNA, 408 nt
Organism: Malania oleifera
Lineage: Eukaryota; Viridiplantae; Streptophyta; Magnoliopsida; Santalales; Ximeniaceae
Exons: 1
Coding region: 1-408 (135 amino acids)
Source: RefSeq, a predicted model, not a curated record